Messenger RNA from Papaver somniferum (opium poppy), 702 nucleotides. Its product is annotated as germin-like protein subfamily T member 2. Gene Ontology annotation, cellular component: cell wall. The coding region runs from base 1 to 702 and encodes 233 amino acids. Gene Ontology annotation, molecular function: manganese ion binding. NCBI's taxonomy places the organism in Eukaryota, Viridiplantae, Streptophyta, Magnoliopsida, Ranunculales, Papaveraceae. The transcript has a single exon. The record is from RefSeq and is a predicted model, not a curated record.
AUGGCAGAUAAGUUUAGUAUUAAAACUACAUCAUCAUUCUUCCUAGUCCUGUGUUUAACUGUGACCCUGUUUUUUACUUUAUCAUGCUUUUCUGCUGAUCCCGACCCGCUCCAAGACAUUUGUGUGGCUGACUUGAACUCCAAAAUUCGUAUCAAUGGGUACCCUUGCAAGCCGGAGUCUCAAGUUACAUCAGAUGAUUUCUUCUAUAGUGGUUUGGUGAAUGGAGCAAGCACAGAUACUCCUGACGGGUUUGGAGUGAAACUUGGUGAUGUUAAAAAAUUCCCCGGGCUGAACACCCAAGGACUUUCCGUAAACCGAGUCGACAUCGCACCUGGUGGAAUGAUUCCAUUUCAUGUGCACCCUGGAGGAAGUGAAGCUAAUUUUAUCUUAAAAGGAGAAUGCCUUGUUGGGUUCAUAACUACUGGUAGCGUUUUGUACUCGAAGGUUCGUAAAGUUGGAGACUUGUCUAUUAUUCCAAGAGCACUUGUGCAUUUUGUAGUGAACGUUGGACGGAAGAAGGCUGUCGUGAUAGCUAUUUUCAACACUCAACUGCCCGGAAUUGCCGAACUUCCUAAACACCUCUUUGUUUCGAAGCCGACUAUUUCUAAUGAUAUUUUGGCUAAGAACUUUCGAGUUGAUGAGAAGGUCAUCGCUACCAUAAGAUCUGAGUUUGGUAACCAAACCGAAGUAGCUACAAUCUAG